Messenger RNA from Rhodotorula graminis WP1, 1668 nucleotides. RefSeq lists its product as uncharacterized. NCBI's taxonomy places the organism in Eukaryota, Fungi, Basidiomycota, Microbotryomycetes, Sporidiobolales, Sporidiobolaceae. The transcript has 4 exons. The record is from RefSeq and is a predicted model, not a curated record. Bases 1 to 1668 code for a protein of 555 amino acids.
AUGGCCGCUGUCGCCAUUCCCCAGUUGCACCCUGCCGCCCGCGACACCUCCUCAGCACCCGCACGAACCCGCUCUCGCACCGGCAACCUCCUCAGCACCGGCUCCAAGCUCGUCAAACGCGCCGUGCGCGAGAGCCGCUUCGUCCCGACCGAGGAGUUCGACCUCGGCAGGUCGACCGUCGAGCUGCUCGGCAGCAGCAGCGGCGGCGGCGCGACGAGCUUCGAGUCGCCUCGGCGAUCCAUCGAUACGGCACGCUCUGAGCAGGAACCUGGCGUUCAGUCUCGAGACGUCGGCGAGCUCGCGUGGUACGACGAGCACAUCCCGACCGGCGGCCUCGAGGCGCAGCCGUAUGCGCGCGAGCCGCAGUACUUGCUCUCGUACUCGCGCUCGUCGCUCAACUGGGAAGCACUCGUUGGCUCGCUCUUGAGCGCGACCGCGCAGGGCUCGCUCGCCCACGCGUCCUCGAGCAGCUCAGACAAGGCGCCUCGACACGUGCUUGACCUCGGCUGCGGGCCGACGCCGUUCUGGAUCAUGGCGCAGGCGAUCGAGCCGGGCUGGGAGAAAACGCAGUUCGUCGGCCUCGACGUCGCUCCUACGUCGGCCACCAUUCCGCUGCCCGCCUCGUACGACGAGCGGGUCUCGUUCAUCCAGCAUGCCCUGCCCGAGCGCCUCCCGUUCCAGGACGACUCGUUCGACCAUGUUCGCCUGUCUUUCGUCAACCUCGCGCUGCGAGAGCAAGACUGGCAGGUCGUCUGCGAGGAGGCACUGCGGGUUCUCGUACCGGGCAGUACCCUCGAGAUUGUCGAGAGCGAUCAUCACGCGUUGCGGCAUCGUCCAGAUCCUUCCAUCGACUCGACCGACCCUGUCGACCUCCUGUUCGCCGACGUCCUCGCCGACCGCUUCGUCAACCCUCGUCCCCUCACACUUCUCCCCUCGACCCUCAUCAUGUCGGGCGCGACCACCUUGCGCUCGACCGGCCGCAUCUCGCUCAGCAUGCCUGCGCCCGUCAACGACGUCUCGCCGUCGCCCGAUUCCGCCAGUCGGCCGGCCGCCGCGCACGAGCCCCUCGCUCGCUACGUCUCGGGCCGCUCGAGCACGUCAACGGCGAUGCACACGCACGAGACGGCCGUCGUCCUGCACGCGUACGCCGAUCGAUGGGCGUCGUCGUCGCUCGGGCUCGCCAAAGCUGCCGUCGGCGCUCGGCGCCGGGCGAGGUCCGUCUCGGGUCGGCAGGGCAGCUCGCUCCAGUCCGACACGUCGGCCGCCGAGCGCGACAUGCAGCACGACAUCGAGGCGGUCGAGGACGUUGUUCACGCGUGGGCGGACGACCUGCGCUCGCGGGCGAACCUCGCGAGCCUCGUCACCUCUCGACUCGGUUGGGAGCCAGCCUUCGACGUCGCGCUCGCGGCGUCGCUCGAGACGGCGCUCGAGACCAGCAGUGCCGGCCUGCGCGAGGUCGAGACGCACCGGGCGCUGCACGAGGACGUGUUCGGCGAGCCUGACGUCGAGCUCGAGAGGCGGUGGCAGCAGAUGGAUUUUGCGAGGCGGGACGCAGAAGCCGACCUCGCCGUCGUCAGGUCGAGGCUCGAGCAUUCGUCGGAGCACGAGGACAUCCUUGGCGGCCUUGACUUUGAGGUGUUCGUAACCAAUGCGCCGGUCUCUCGGUAA